AUGAGGGGGAGAAGUGUGUGGUUGUGUUUCCUUGCUUUGUCUGUUGCAAGUGUCAUCAACGUGCAAGCCAGACUGGUUCGCAACCAUGUGAGCAGCAUCUGCAGCACAUGGGGCCGGGAGCACUUCAAGACGUUUGACGGAGAUGUGUUUCAGUUCCCUGGCACGUGUGAGUACAACCUGGCCUCCGACUGCCACGAGUCCUACCAGGAGUUCUCCGUGCACAUGAGGAGGACGGUCAAAGAUGGAAACCCUACAGUCAGUCAUGUGGUGGUCACCAUCAACGACCUUUUGUUCUACCUCAGCAAGGACAUGGUCACUGUGAAUGACAUCCCUGUCAAAUUGCCACACUUCAAUGCAGGAGUACAAGUGGAAAAAAAUGCUGGUAACAUCAAGCUCCAAUCUAAAGUCGGCAUCACUGUCAUGUGGAACGGAGACGAUGCAGUCAUGGUGGAACUGGAUACUGAUUAUGCAAACCGUACUUGUGGUCUUUGUGGAGACUUCAAUGGGGUUCCUGUCCACGAUGAGUUCAUUCAUAAUGGUCGCAAAAUCAGCCCCAUUGAGUUCGGCAACAAACAGAAAGUCCACCGUCCAAAUGAAGUUUGUGAGGAUCCGGAUGAAGAGGAGGAUGAAUCUCGGGAGGCUAUGCUGGAUUCAUGCAAGGAGUUUCAAACCACCUGUGCCCAGAUGCUGCGUUCAGAGCCUUGGAGCUCCUGCACCACACUGAUCGACCCUGAGCCGUACAUCCUGACCUGUGUGCAGGACAUGUGUGGCUGCUCCAACAGUCCAAAUGACUUCUGUGUCUGCAGCACACUCUCUGAGUUCUCCAGACAGUGUUCCCAUGCAGGGGGAACGCCUCCCAACUGGAGGUCUCCUCAGUUAUGUGCCAAACAGUGCCCAUUCAACAUGGUGUAUGAAGAGAGUGGCUCCCCUUGCAUGGAUACAUGCACACUUCUCGACACAAGCUCUCUGUGUGAGGAUCACAAGAUCGACGGCUGCUUCUGUCCUCCUGGAACUGUGUUUGAUGAUAUUUCCAUGAGAGGGUGUAUUGCUCAAUCUGAGUGUCAGUGCAAACACAACAAAAUCUACAACUCUGGUGAGGUUUACCGACAGGACAGAGAGGAAUGUACAUGUGUUGAGGGUAAAUGGGCCUGUAAGAGCCUUCAGACUCCUGCUACCUGUGCAGUGGAGGAGGGCUCACAUGUGACUACCUUUGACGGGAAAACAUACACCUUCCAUGGGGACUGCUACUACACCCUAGCCAAAGAUAAAGCAAGUCCAAAGUUUACCAUCCUGGUCCAGUUGGUGCCAUGUGCAAAUCAAGAGUUUGACACUUGCCUCAAGGGUCUUAAAAUCGUGCUGAACAAUGACAGAAACAAUGUAUUAAUGUUCACCUCCGAUGGCACAGUGAAGCACAACAUGCAGACAGUCAGUUUGCCAUACCACUCAGGUGACAUCAACAUAUUCCACGCCUCAUCCUUCCACAUCAUGCUCCAGACAAGUUUCGGGUUGCAAAUUCAGAUCCAGCAUGUGCCCGUCAUGCAAGUCUAUGUCAGCCUUGACCAAAGCUACAGAGCAAAGACACGUGGUUUAUGCGGGAACUUCAACAUGGUCCUGUCUGAUGACAUGAAGACUCCUCAGGGGAUCGUGGAGGGAACAGCUCCCACCUUUAGUAACUCGUGGAAGGCUAACUACAUGUGUCCAGACAGAGAGGAGAGACUUGAAGACCCUUGUUCCCUCAGUGUGGAAAAUGAGUGGUACGCCAAACACUGGUGCGCCUUGCUGCUGAGUCCAGACAGCAGCUUCGCUCAGUGCCGUUCAGUGGUGGAUCCUGAGCUGUACUACAAGAGAUGUACUUAUGCUAGCUGCAACUGUGAGAAGAGUGAGGACUGUCUGUGUGCCGUCUUCUCCUCCUACGCUCGGGCUUGUGCAUCUAAGGGAGUGUUCCUGGAAGACUGGAGAGAGAAAGUGUGCGAUAAAUACUCCAGGAACUGCCCAGCGACUCAGAUCUUCUCUUACCAGCAUCAGAGAUGCCAGCUGACCUGCAGAUCCCUCGGCUCCGUGCAGCAGAGUUGCAUUUCUGACUUCCUGCCUGUGGACGGCUGCUCCUGCCCUGACGGUCUCUACCUCAAUGAAAACGGCAUCUGCAUCCCCAAGGCAAAAUGUCCCUGCUACCAUAACGAAGUCUACAUCAAGUCAGGAAAGUCCAUCAGCAUCAAAGAUGAGCACUGUGUAUGUAACAAUGGAAUGCUUCAUUGCCAUUCUUGGAGAGCCCGCUCAUCAACAUGCCCUUCUCCAAAACAGUUCUUCAACUGCUCUGCUGCUGGCUCAGGGGACCUGGGCCUGCACUGUGCUCCAACGUGUCUGAAUCUGGACAGCGAUGAUUGUCUGGCCUUCUCGAUGAUGGCAAAGAUUCCUGUGUGCAAAGAAAUCAGUGCCCAUCGAAUGGAAAUUAAACUAUCGAAGGGUAAAUAUGAAGAGUUGAACCUGGGCCAGGGUGCUGAGAUUCAGUACAGAAUACGAAGGGUUGGCUUGUUUGUGGUGAUAGAAUCAGCCAUUGGUCUGUCGGUGAUGUGGGAUGGAAAAACAACUGUUCGCAUUAUCCUGGAACCAAUGCACAGUGGAGAGGUGUGUGGUCUGUGUGGAGAUUUUGAUGGAGAUGGACAGAACGACUUCACCACCCAGGGUCAUCUGGUAUGUGAUGGUUGA
Messenger RNA from Notothenia coriiceps (black rockcod), 2706 nucleotides. Its product is annotated as mucin-2-like. NCBI's taxonomy places the organism in Eukaryota, Metazoa, Chordata, Actinopteri, Perciformes, Nototheniidae. The transcript is spliced from 22 exons. Gene Ontology annotation, cellular component: extracellular matrix. The record is from RefSeq and is a predicted model, not a curated record. Gene Ontology annotation, molecular function: protein binding. Bases 1 to 2706 code for a protein of 901 amino acids.